AUGAGAUUCCCACCGCCCGAGGUUGUCAAGUCAUGGCCGCCACCAACUCACGUUGAUCCCGAAGAGAGAGGGCCGGCCCUCCUCAUCAUCGAGAGCAUCUCGCUCAGCUUUGCUUUCAUCUGCCUGCUGCUCAGGCUGUAUGUGAGAAUAUUCAUGAUGAGGAAGAGUUGGUGGGACGAUUGGCUCAUGGUUGGCGCUGCUAUUUUCUCAAUAUCAGUGACGGUGUGCGUCAUUUUAGCUACCCAAUUAUAUGGAUGGAACCUCCAUAUAUGGGACACGACAUUCGUACAGCGUAUGCAGGGCCGUCAAAUUUCCAUCGUGGGACAGACACUCUUUGUGUUUGCGUCCGGCCUCUCAAAGCUCUCCAUUCUUACGAGCUACCUGAGAAUAGCCCCUCUCGGGUCCACCUUCCAGCGAGUCACGCAAGUCACUAUUGGUGCAGUACUGGCUCUGAUUAUCAUCUUUCUCAUGGUACUUUGGACACAAUGCAUUCCCAUCUGGCAUUACUGGGAUCUCACAGUCCUAGACCGCAACUGCAUGGCAGAAUGGCCACCAUUGGCAGGACAGACCAUCACAACCGUAAUCACCGACAUCAUCGUUUACCUCCUCCCAAUGCCCACACUCUUCCGACUGAGGCUCCCUGUCCUCCAAAGGAUUGUUUUGAUCAUUCUCUUCAGUCUCGGCACCGUAGUAGUUGUGGCGGGUAUCAUGAGGACGUGGUGGACGUACUACGUUGAGGAGAUGACAUACGAUGUCACAUGGGACGGCUUUGAACUUUGGAUCUGGACAGCGCUGGAGGCCAACCUUGCCAUCAUCUGCGGCUGCGUACCGGUGCUCCGCCGCUUACUCCCCUCGAUGACGGAGAAUGCGGAUUCAAUCCAGAGAGGUCAUAUCGAAGACAAGGAGGAUGACGAAGAGAGCUGUGACGACAAUGACGGAAAUGACGAUGGCGACGACACGAAUGGAAUAGACAGCGACGAUGGCGAAGACGGAAUAGACGACGAUGAAGAUGAAGAUGAAGAUGACGAUGUUGAGAAUGAGUGGGAAAGUUGCAGUGGUCUGUUUCCAGCAAUGAAGCGUACGCGACCCACCGAGCCUAAGGUCCGCCGUGAUCACACUGUGAUGAAGAACAAUCUAAUCUGCAUGGACGCUCGGCUCCGGGAGUACUGGUGCGAAGGGCGGCUUGCCCUGGAGCCCGUCGGCGGGCCAUACCAGGAGAAUACCCUUGACCAUGACGAAGAAGGCAGCGUACAAGCUUCUUCGACCGUUGAAACAUUGCCAGAGUCAACCGGGCAGGACGAGCCUCGUACAAAGAGACUGAAGGUCGACACGGGCGGCUUGUGGUGCCAGAAAAUACGCUUUCACUGGAUGAGGCAGAUCCGCAGCUUGAAAAUGGAGGAUAUAAAGGAAAUUAAUCCCUAUACGGAUCCAUGUACUCUCCUUCCGGUUCAUCUUCCAAUGCCCUGCGGCCCUCCUGAUGGGGAGAUUGUCACUAUAAAGGCGGAGCACAAGCUCGAUCUGCCAGACCAGGAUAUCCUGAUGCUGCAGUUUCUGCUGAUCACGGGCUGGGCGAUGGCCGCAGGGCGAGAGCCUAAACACUUCAAUUUCGAUUUUGAUUACGAUACAGACCGUUUCUGGGAAGCUCGACGCAAAAGGUUAGCUAAGAAGAAAGCUAGACAGCGCGAGAUGCGGAAGACGACAGAAACGACAGAGACGACGAGAGAGACGACGACAGAGACGAUGACAGAGAUGGCGGACAAUGAUUUCAGCGCGAAGAGCUAUUUUGAGACGCUUGAGGACAAGACAUCGACGAUGGAAGACAUCUAUGAACUCCUCCAAUCCUGUUUAAAGGAGGUCAAUCGGAACGACGCAGUAUUCCACGCAUCUCUGUGUGUCCUCUACCAAACCGACUCUGACCAGCUUGGUGGAGCACAUGACCUUUACGAAAGUCUCAAUGGGGAUGAGAAGAAGAAGCGCUGUGACCCCAAUGCGGUACGGGAUGCCCUGAACCGCGACGACGGGAAGUGCGUCCUACUUGGAACGGCGGACCCGAUGGCUUGCCACAUAGCCCCCUUCGCAAUCAAAACAUUCUUGUCAGAGUUAACCCGCAUUCCUGCCUUAUUUCCAGCAGAUCUCUUGCAUAGAGCCCACAACAAGGUACAGUCCGAUGAUAACAUUCUGUGCACAACUCGCAACGUCCUCUCCAUGAAUACCCAAAUGCGCCAGUACUGGGCAAACGGCCGCUUCUCUCUGGAGCCCUGGGGCGAACCUCAUCAAGAGACGACAGAAAGACGCCGGACAGGCACUGGCGGUUUGUGGUGCCAGGAAGUGCGCUUCCACUGGAUGAGACAGACCACGAUCAGCAUGCAACAGAAGUGGGACGGGAGAGGCCAGAAUCUCCGCGAUUUGCUUCCCCCGCGCCUCGGCAGAUAUCACCAUUGGAGCGCCAAGACGGGUCGGUUGAUUCAAGACGGCGAAGUAGUUGCCAUCAAAGCCAAGAACCGACUUGACCUCCCCGACCGCGACUUUCUGGAAAUCCGGCAUCGUCUCAUUUCGGCUUGGUCGAUGGCAGCAGGGGUUGAGCCGAAGAACUUCACAUUUGAGGACGAGGGUCCAGAUCAGCCGUGGGGAUAA
Molecule: messenger RNA, 2634 nt
Organism: Colletotrichum aenigma
Lineage: Eukaryota; Fungi; Ascomycota; Sordariomycetes; Glomerellales; Glomerellaceae
Product: Satratoxin biosynthesis SC1 cluster protein 4
Exons: 9
Coding region: 1-2634 (877 amino acids)
Source: RefSeq, a predicted model, not a curated record